AUGGGCACUUUGGCUGACGCUUUCUUGGAGGACCUUGAGGACCUCGAAAGAGACGAUUUUGAGGGAGAAGCGGAUACAGAAGUUGUAAAUGGAGGUGGAAAGGCUGAAAAUUACUAUUCCGAUGAGGAAUCCCCGAUAAUAGACGCGGUUGAGGAGUAUUUCAACCUUGCAGGAUCUCCAGAGAACGAUUUCUCGCCCAUGAUCAAGGAUCCGAGGAUAAAUUCGAUUGUAGAGAAAGCAAAGCUCUUGACGCUGAAGGGGGACGUUAGUGCAAGUGAAAUGGGAUUUAUAGAAGAUUGUAACAAAACAGUGUUAGAAAUCGAUAAUGAGAUUAUUAACAUCUACAACCACGUGAGGGAUAUUUACUCCAAGAGGUUCCCUAAAUUGGAGUCAAUUGUAUACUCACCACUCGACUAUAUCGCUGUUGUGAAAAGAGCUAAAACUGAAUCGGAUUUUACAAAGGUGGAUCUAACAGACUUGCUUCCAAAUACAACAAUUAUGGCAAUUACUGUGGCUAGCACAAUGUCCUCAGUAUCAUCGCUCUCUAGCCAAAUUUUAAACAAGGCAUUGAGCGCGUGUAACGAAGGGAUGUUGUUGGCAGAAUUUCGUAACGAUAUUCUGGUUUAUUUGGAGAGUAGAAUGAGUUUGUUGGCACCAAAUGUUUGCAUGAUACUUGGAAGUGCCUUGACCGCAAGAUUGAUAACGCAAGCAGGAGGCCUUGCUAGCUUGGCCAAAAUGCCAUCUCAGAAUAUAAUGCUCAUUGGCAGUGACCGAAGAGGGGUCAUAAUACCGGGAAUUAUAUACUCUUGUGAAAUUAUUCAAAAUGCCGUCCCAUCCGUUAAAAAUAGAGCAGUUAAAUUGGUCUCUGGAAAAGUUUCUCUUGCAGCAAAAGUCGAUCUUUUUAAAGAGUAUACAAACGGAGAAAUGGGACUUAAUUAUCGCAAUUUUAUUCUAAAGUCAUUACUAAAGGCCCAGGAACCUCCACCAGCUCCAAUGAAAAAGUCUCUUCCUGUACCAGAGGAGAAAAAGGGUAACAAGCGAGGUGGUAAAAGGUAUCGCAAAAUGAAGGAGAGAUAUGCAAUUGGAGAGUAUCGAAAACAGGCUAAUCGACUCAAGUUUGGUGAAGAAGCUGAGGACGAUUAUGGUCUAGAAAUGGAUGAUGGAAUGGGUAUGCUGGGUAAAUCUUCUGGACAUGGCAGAAUGAUCAUACAACCAAAACAAACCAAGAUUCAUAUCCCUAAAAAACGUCAAAUUUCAAUGCAAAGCAGUGGCGCCACAAACGGAAUGUCAUCUUCACUCAUAUUUACUCCAUUCCAAGGAAUUGAAUUGUGUAACCCAGAUGCGGCCAAAAAAGUCAGUAAGGGAACUACAAGUUCUAUUCUAGACAAUACAAGGGGAUUUUUAAAAGUUGCAAAAAAGGAAGUUUGA
Messenger RNA from Theileria equi strain WA, 1428 nucleotides. Its product is annotated as U4/U6 snRNP-associated protein, putative. NCBI's taxonomy places the organism in Eukaryota, Apicomplexa, Aconoidasida, Piroplasmida, Theileriidae. Gene Ontology annotation, biological process: mRNA splicing, via spliceosome; spliceosomal tri-snRNP complex assembly. The transcript is spliced from 10 exons. The coding region runs from base 1 to 1428 and encodes 475 amino acids. Gene Ontology annotation, cellular component: U4 snRNP; precatalytic spliceosome; U4/U6 x U5 tri-snRNP complex. The record is from RefSeq and is a predicted model, not a curated record.